Salvelinus fontinalis (brook trout) is the source of this 1382-nucleotide messenger RNA. Its product is annotated as izumo sperm-egg fusion protein 1. Bases 480 to 1322 code for a protein of 280 amino acids. Gene Ontology annotation, biological process: heterotypic cell-cell adhesion; sperm-egg recognition; fusion of sperm to egg plasma membrane involved in single fertilization. The record is from RefSeq and is a predicted model, not a curated record. Gene Ontology annotation, molecular function: signaling receptor binding; protein binding involved in heterotypic cell-cell adhesion. Lineage: Eukaryota; Metazoa; Chordata; Actinopteri; Salmoniformes; Salmonidae. Gene Ontology annotation, cellular component: plasma membrane; acrosomal membrane. The transcript has 7 exons.
AUUGAGCAGUUACAGGCCUUCACUGUUGCACAUACCCAGCUUCCACCACUGAGUGUCAGCAGUGAGCCACAAAUUUAACAAAGUAUUCCCAUUAGGUCCACAAUGAACUAUGCAAAGCAAGAUAGUUGUGAUGUCCCUGUAAAGUUACUGCAGGAACACAGUAGAAUUAUAUUUCUAUGAAGUGUUUGUGAGUGUUUCAAACUUUAGUGUUUGUGACUUCACAGUACAAUGUGAUGCUUGCUGCCAUAGAAAUGGAAUUCUUCAUUCUAAUUCUAUAGUACUAGUUCUAAUUCUACCACUUAAGUUGCUUUUGUUUAGUGAGCAGUUAGCAAGUUUAUCUUCCUGUAUUAGAAGGUUGUAUAUUGUUCCUGACAAAAUUGCCCAGUAGACAUUAAAACAGCUGCCAUGGAGCUAUGCAUUUGUAGAGCAUCAUAAUGCUUUGGGGUUGAAAUGGCUUAGGUCAAUCUCUCUCCAUCUCUAUGUCAGUAAAGUUAGCUAUGGAAAAGGCAGUAAGGGCCCUGUCUUUCCCCCUGUCUGUCCGGCUCCUGUCUGUCCCCAGCCUUCUAUGUCUCCUGUCCCUGCUGUGCUGUGUCCCUGCGGGGAGACCCUGUCUGCAGUGUGACCGCAGGGUCAGGCUCCUCCAUGAAGACUACCUAUUGGCUGCUGCCUCUGCCACCGUAGAGGACCAGAUAGAACUGAAGAAGAUUCUAGACUACGCCUACGUCACCUACACAACCACCAGCAACCAGUAUAGCGGCGUUAUUGACCCGACCACCCUCUACAGGGCCAGUACAGAAUACCAGAGUGAGUUUGACCGUUUCCAGGGCAGCCAACUCACAGGGCCUCUGACGUUUGAGGCCAUUCAAAUUCUGGAGAAAGGCAGGAGAAUUCUAGAGAAACACCUGCAGACUUUUGUCCAGAAAGGUCUCUGCCCAAACAAAUGUGGGUUGCUGUAUCAGAGAGUAAUGAACUGCCUUUCAUGUCAGUACAAGCUGCACACCUGCCCCUCUACCACUCAGGACUGCGGGGAGUAUCCAGUGAAGGCAGCAGAGGGGGGACAGGCAGUGUUGGACUGUUUCCUCCCCUGGCAUAGUCUAGUGGUGGGCCGGCCAGAUUAUCACUACACCUGGGCUCCAGGGACGCAAAGGACUGCAAAUCUGACAGAGGGAGAUUUCAGAGUGCUGGUGGUUACUGAGGAUUCCUCUGUGGUGCUGAACCAGCUGCAUGUCGAUGAGGAGGGCAUGUACCGCUGCCUCCUAACGGAUGGCAAAGGAACUGUCCUUUCACGCACACACUUCCUGCUCACUGGUAUGCCAGUUUGAAUACAUGUAGCCCCUGGCCUACUUCAGAAAUGCAUCAUCCCUUUCUCCCUCCCCUGAAUG